UUCAGCGUUUUUUUUUUAUAAAUAUUUCACGUUUUCGAUAAUUUGGAGAAACUGUAGAAAACUCGCGUGUUAAUCAUGAUGGAUACGAUCAUAACGGUCAAGCUCUAUUCACCAAUAACGUGCGCGCGGAGAGCCGAAGAAUUAUAGUGGCGCCUCGGAUAUGAAUGAUGGAGGCGGAAAACGCGGAGAGAUGGUUUCCUCUGUCAGAAAACGGAAACACAAGUUUAAACGCCUCGAACCUGGGUUUCCCAAACGCGUCGUCUCCGGUGGGUCUGUGGGGUGAUGCUCAGGAUAAAGAGGUGACCCGGCUGGAGGAGAUCCUGUAUGUGCAGGAUAGAGCCUACAAAGAUUUCACCACCACCAUUCAAGUUUUCAUCCUCAUCGGCUCCCUUUUGGGAAAUAUUGCAGUGCUAUGGUGCACUUGUUACACCAAUGUCUUCAAGUCUGUCACAAAUCUCUUCAUCAAGAACCUGGCGUUUUCUGGCAUUUGUGCUGGGUUGGUGUGUGUGCCCUUUGACAUAGCCCUGAAUGCCAGCCCCCUCUGCUGCCUCUGGGUUCACACACUCCUGCUUUGCAAAACCAUCAAGUUCCUACACAGACUUUUCUGCUCCGCCACUGUGCUAAGCUUCGCUGUCAUUGCCCUGGACAGGUACUACUCAGUGUUGUAUCCGCUGGAGAGAAAGAUAUCAGAUGCCAAAUCCAGAGACCUGGUCAUUUACAUCUGGGUGCAUGCCGUGGUGGCCAGUGUCCCUGUUUUCGCCAUAAGCAAUGUGACGGAUGUCUACGCCACCUUAUCUUGUUCUGACGGCCAAUCGUUUGGACAUCUGGUUUACAUGGUCACAUACAGCAUCACCACGCUUAUUUUACCACUAGCAGUGGUGUUUCUAGCCAUGGCACUAAUCCGCCGUGCACUAAGCAGCAGCCAGAAGAAGAAAGUGAUCAUUGCAGCGCUGCGUACCCCUCAGAACAGCAUUUCCAUUCCGUAUGUGUCUCAGCGUGAGUCUGAACUUCAUGCCACUCUGUUGUCCAUCGUCCUAGUCUUUGCACUCUGCAGCACUCCCUACGCCGCUCUGGUGAUAUACCGUGCAGUGCUGGGGGCUGCAAAAGCCUCGUCUUGGUUACAACUGACUGCUGUGUGGCUGCCAAAGGUCUCUCUCCUCACCAACCCACUGUUUCUCCUCACAGUAAACCGCUCUGUGCGACGUUGCCUUCUCGAUAUGCUAGCACGGUUGCACCGACGCUAUAGCCGAAGGAACAUGGUCAGCAUUGGAGGUCUGGCUGAGGUAGGGCCACUAGGGAGCGAGACUGUGGUUCGCUCUGGUAGUCAACUCCUAGAGAUGUUCAAUAUCGGCCAACAGCAGAUCUUCAGACCGAAUGAGGAAGAAGAAGAUGAGAAUGAAAUUUCAUCUGUGGCUUCUGCCAACUUCCAACCCAAAGCUGAGGGACAGGGUGGAAAUGGAAUGCUUGCAGGAGAGCUGCGUCAGCUACAGUCAGGGGACGGGGUUAAAGAAGAGGUCUUAGUGUUACCAAAACAUUCCCCUAUUCAGUCAUGUGCCUACUCCUCUUCGCAGGUUGCCCCCGCGACACCCACGGAUCCCGAGGAUGCAACGCAGUUUGGUUUCGGGCCGUUUGAGCUGCCUCCUCAAUGGCUGCCUGAAACCAGGAACAGUAAGAAAAGACUCCUUCCUCCGUUGGGUAACACACCGGAGGAGCUGAUCCAGACCAAGCAGCCUAGAGUUCGACCCGAGAGACGCAUCAGUAGAAACAAUAAAGUUAGUACCUUCCCUAAUGUGGACCCCUAAAACACAGUGCCAUGGACCAAAUCAUUAAAAGCCAAGAAAAAAGACUGUCUGUUUUAUAUCUAAAGUUAUUUUGGGAUCAUUUUCUAUGUGAGUGCAGAACAAUGAAGGAGAGAACUCAUGGAGAGUUUACGUUUACAGUAUGAAGUAGGUAGAGUUUUCAUGCUCUCUUGCUGUCUGUUUGGGCGAUUUAAUAGACAUUCGUUCAUCUCCAUGAACUGACAGAACCGGAAAUUGAUCUUUCACAGGAAAUGCAAGAAACACCAUAUGGUAGGCAUGGAUUGUUUGAUAUUUGUUUUGUUGGAAUGGUGAAUAAAAUGAAUAACAAUCAUUUUUAUUUAGAUAUGUCCAUGCUGUGUUGAAUGUGACUAAUGUGUCCUGCUCAACUUGUUGAAGCAUCACCCCACUGCCCACAU
This is a messenger RNA of Rhinichthys klamathensis goyatoka, 2215 nucleotides long. It is a transcript of the gene gpr176, whose product is annotated as G protein-coupled receptor 176. Bases 165 to 1802 code for a protein of 545 amino acids. Gene Ontology annotation, biological process: G protein-coupled receptor signaling pathway. The transcript is spliced from 3 exons. The record is from RefSeq and is a predicted model, not a curated record. Gene Ontology annotation, cellular component: plasma membrane. Lineage: Eukaryota; Metazoa; Chordata; Actinopteri; Cypriniformes; Leuciscidae. Gene Ontology annotation, molecular function: G protein-coupled receptor activity.